Molecule: messenger RNA, 1420 nt
Organism: Podarcis lilfordi (Lilford's wall lizard)
Lineage: Eukaryota; Metazoa; Chordata; Lepidosauria; Squamata; Lacertidae
Source: the annotation of a GenBank genome assembly
AUGGUCAUAUUUCUAACAGUGAAUGUAGAUGCUAUUUCUCAUGGAAUGAGCAACUUUGCAGUGCCACUGAAUGUUUCCUCAUCUCUCCUCACAGAAGUGACAAAUCUAUUUUGUGGCUAUUAUGACUCUUACAUGUUGCAAUGCAAGAUUAACAAUGGCUUUUGCUUUGAGCAUUAUGUGCUCUAUUUAAGUGAGUAUAAGUAUUUUCUGUCUAAUUAAAAUUGGGUGUUUGGGUCCACCAUUUGGUCCUUGGUGUAUCUACGGAUGCAUGUAUCAUGCAUUCAGCUGAGUCAUUGAGUGCUGGACAACCAAAGAACUAGAGAUGAUAAAAGGUGAGUGUAUAUGUGGACUAGGCCUGUGAUUUUCCCCCAAAGACACUGUUCAGUCUGUUGACAUAUAAUGGGCUUGCCCCUGCAUGCCUUUCCACAGAGCUCAGGAGAGGGGGUUGCAGGUGGUACAUCAUACGCCUGUGGUCAAAAAAGGACCAUAGAGCCAAAGGAGAGGAGUCAGAUAUUUAUUAUCAUAUAUUGUGUGAAGACUAGCAUUUCCAUUUUGUGUAAGCUUACACAGGAAUUCCCCGCACUCACGCUCUCUCUUCAGAUCAGACCAAAAUAUCUGGAGCUGAAGCUCUGGGGUGCCUGGAGAUAGGAGGAUGUGCGGGAAAGCAGCAGGAACUUCUGCAAUACCAUGUGCAUCACCUGCUAGGAAGGGAGGCUGAGCAGCCUAAACAAAGCCCCACUGCACCUCCACUGUCUUUGGGGCUUCAUCCACCCUCAUUGAAAUCUACUUCGGGUUCCUGGGAGGGUCUCUUCCCAAGCCACGAGGACUCUCCUGCUUUCUCCCAUCAUUUCCUGGUAUUCUAUUUGUUCAUGUACUUAUUUUCUGGCACUGUGAGCAUAUGCAGUCGUGCUUGUCGGUCGUGCAAAGUGGGGGAAUGCUUGUAUAAAAUGCCACAACAAUUCUUCCCCUGCCCCCUUCUCACUUGGCCAACGUGCCCCCGCCUACUACCAGCCUACUACCACUGCUGCUGCAACUUCUAUUAGUAUAUAAUAUUUUUUGUCUUAUUUUCCUCUCUCCCUUUCUGAAGAUAUAUAAAAAAUCCAUUAAUUUAUAAAUCAACCUUCCAAAUUGUAUCACAGAUCAGGAACAAGAAAAGACAAGAAGGGGAAAAUGAAAAAAAAGGGGUCAACAAACUCUCUUUCAAUUUGGAUUAAGUGAAGCUUCAUUUUGUUUUAUUUUUUACUUACCUGUAGGAUUGCAGCAAGAUAAUCCUGUGGAAAACCUCAUCUCCAAACAAGGAGCUGUUGAUCUGGAUAAUCAUGUACAGUAUUUGGAUGAAGGGGCAGAUGCAGAACAUGAGAAUGGAAAACAGAAAGAAACAGACAUAUGGGGAAGCGAAUUUGGAAGGAGAGAGGAGUAA